AUGGCAGGUAAUUUUAUGCAAAAUGAUAAUUAUGAUUAUGCUCAACCUUCUUCUGAACAGAACAACUAUAAUAACCGCCAAUUUCAGUCUCAGCAACAACAACCACCUCAGCAGGCAAAUUCUAAAUCCCAAGAAGAUUCUAAAUGGGAAAUGAUGAUGAGUUUCAUGCAAGAAACCAGGGCCUCCGUUAGAAACCUGGAGGUAGCUGGUUGUGAGACCAAGGUCAAUGAAGAUCCAGUUGAAGGAGAAGCUCGAGAGGAGAAGAAGGAAGAGGUAGAACACGCCCCUCCUAAGCGUGCAGACAACCCGUUUCCUGACUCUCUUGACAACUAUCCCGCCUUACCAAAGGCUCCUGAAUAUAAGCCAAAAAUGUCAUAUCCUCAGAGGCUUCAGAAAGCAUCCAAGGAAAAGCAAUUCUCUAAAUUUUUAGAUGUCUUCAAGAAGCUGCAGAUCAACAUCCCUUUUGCAGAGGCUCUGGAGCAAAUGCCUCUCUAUGCCAAAUUUAUGAAAGAAUUGUUGACCCACAAGAGGAAUUGGAAGGAGCAAGAAACCAUGGUGGUCCUGAAUGUUUUUGAAGCUCUCAAGCACCCUAAUGAUUCUGAGGGGUGCAUGAAAAUAGAUGUUAUCGAACCACUUGUUCAAGAAGUACUGGAAUCUGAGGUAUUUGAUGAUGUUCUGGAUCCUAUUUCUGAGUAUGAAUUAGUUGAAGUUAAUGAUUCACCACCCCAAAAAAAGCUGAUGAACACGCUAAGCAAGGAGGAGGAAGCCCCCAAGCUUGAGCUCAAACCCUUACCUCCUUCCCUGAAAUAUGUGUUCUUGGGUGAAAAUGAUUCAUAUCCAGUUAUUAGUAGCUCUUCUCUGAAACUUGAAGAGGAAGAGGCGCUUGUUUCAGUGCUCAAGAGUCGUAAAACAGCUCUUGGGUGGACUAUUAGUGACUUGUAG
Messenger RNA from Arachis duranensis, 942 nucleotides. RefSeq lists its product as uncharacterized. The coding region runs from base 1 to 942 and encodes 313 amino acids. The record is from RefSeq and is a predicted model, not a curated record. NCBI's taxonomy places the organism in Eukaryota, Viridiplantae, Streptophyta, Magnoliopsida, Fabales, Fabaceae. The transcript is spliced from 4 exons.